UGCAUAUCAAAGACCAUUCUAUAUUUCUAUACACUAAUGGUAUAUAUAUGUAACCAAAUAAUGAGCUCUUAAACUAUAAUUCUAACAAAAAUGGAGGAAAUAAAGAGUAAGGAGAUAGAGAAAUUCGAGUCGAAAAUGAAUGAUCAUGAUGAAGCAGGAGGAGGAGAUCAAAUGCAGAAGAAUGGUGGGAAGAAGAAUGAUCAGAAGACAACUUUAAGAACACCAGCUGAUAUAUAUGAACACCCUUCUUUUUACUCUUUUAUUCUUGACAUGCCUGGCCUUGAUGCUCAGAAUAUUAAGGUGAAGGUAGAAAAUGGGAUACUUCAUGUAUCAGGAAAGAAGAAGAAGAAGCAGAUAAUCGGAGAACCGGCGGCCGGAAACGAAGGAGUAAAGGUGAUAAGGAUAGAAAGGAGGAGAGCAAGGUACAUGAGGAAGUUUACUUUGGCAGCAGAUGCCAGUCAUGAAGAUGUCAAAGCAGCUUAUAAGGAUGGAGUGCUCUCCAUUACUGUUGUUAAGAAUAAUAAGCUGCACUCUGUUGUACAAGUUGAACAGUCCAACCACAACAUCCUCACUAAUAAUGUUUCCAUCUCUUAAUUUAAUAAUUAACAUACAAAUUACUUUAUUAUUAACACUAUUACAUUCUCUUUCUCUCUUUAUCUUCAUGUUUUAGUUAUUUGUUUAUUCCUAAGAUGUGUUGAUAUGGUAUGGAUCUACUGUUUAGAAUGGCUUUU
This is a messenger RNA of Beta vulgaris subsp. vulgaris (sugar beet), 731 nucleotides long. Its product is annotated as 17.6 kDa class II heat shock protein. NCBI's taxonomy places the organism in Eukaryota, Viridiplantae, Streptophyta, Magnoliopsida, Caryophyllales, Amaranthaceae. Bases 91 to 594 code for a protein of 167 amino acids. The record is from RefSeq and is a predicted model, not a curated record. Gene Ontology annotation, biological process: response to hydrogen peroxide; response to salt stress; response to heat. The transcript is spliced from 2 exons.